AUGUACGAGGUUCAACCACGGCAAGUAGAUCUUGCGCUUGUUGUUGCAUGUCAUGAUGGUAAUUUUGAGGAAGUAAAAAGACUAGUGGAGGAAAAAGAUGCAGAUAUUUACUACCAGGAUUUCGAAAUUGGAAUGAGCGUCUUAAUGGUUGCAGCAGGAGCUGGACACACAGACAUUGUAAAUUACUUAUUAUCUGAAGGUGCUCCGUGGAAUGCAGUCGAUCGAAGUUAUUUAUGUGCCGGGGAUUAUGCUGCUAGGAACAAACAACAAGAUUGUAUUGAUAUCCUGAUGAAUCAUGCGGUUAUGUCUGAGUUACUUUUAUCUAUCGCAGUAAACAAUCCAGAUCCAGGACAGUCUUUGGAAAAUAUUGAUUCUAUGGAUCUUAAUAAAACUGUAAACGCAAAUGCAAACAAUUCAUCAGGACCUCUUAAUGCUUCUUACCUUGCUAGUCGACUGGAGUAUUCUGAUGACAAAAAAUGCCUCAUCGACACUAAUACUCAUCUGGCUGUCAUGAUGGAUUGGGAAACUCCAAUAAUGGAGCGACAUGCAGCAUGGAUUUGUCACGCAGAUGAGAAAGAUACAAGUGUCGGUUCACCUAUUCGAGUUCUAAAUGUUGGGUUUGGUAUGGGGAUUGUUGACACAGCUAUACAAAAAUAUUCGCCAGACUCGCACUAUAUAAUAGAAGCCCAUCCGGAGGUGUUAGAGAAAAUGAAGUACGAAGGAUGGUUUAAUAAACCAAAUGUCAAAAUAAUUUCAAACAGAUGGCAAGAUGCGGUCGUUCAUCUGGCGAAGGAAAUUGAGGAUGGGGUGAUUCCGAGGUUUACUGGAAUAUUUUUCGAUACAUAUGCAGAGGAUGAUAAUGAUUUGAGAAAAUUUCACACGUGGCUACCCAAACUUCUUUCAAUCCCUAAUCGACAAAAUAUGAAAGAUCCAUCAUUCUCAGGAAGAUAUUCUUAUUAUAACGGUUUGUGUCCUGACAAUGUAUUUUUUCACGGAGUCGCAUGUGAAACUAUGAGGUUGCAUUUAAAAAGGUUGGGAAUAAGUUGUACGUUUGACCCAAUAGCCGUUGAUGUUGCAGACCAAGAGCUUUGGAAAGAUGUUUCCCAAAGAUAUUGGUAUUUCGAUACAUAUUUCUUACCAAAGUGUACUUUCGAUCUUGAUGAAAAAACCUGA
Molecule: messenger RNA, 1173 nt
Organism: Schistosoma turkestanicum
Lineage: Eukaryota; Metazoa; Platyhelminthes; Trematoda; Strigeidida; Schistosomatidae
Source: the annotation of a GenBank genome assembly